Messenger RNA from Penicillium oxalicum, 1215 nucleotides. RefSeq names its product protein-S-isoprenylcysteine carboxyl O-methyltransferase. Gene Ontology annotation, biological process: C-terminal protein methylation. The transcript has 4 exons. Gene Ontology annotation, molecular function: protein C-terminal S-isoprenylcysteine carboxyl O-methyltransferase activity. NCBI's taxonomy places the organism in Eukaryota, Fungi, Ascomycota, Eurotiomycetes, Eurotiales, Aspergillaceae. The record is from RefSeq and is a predicted model, not a curated record. Gene Ontology annotation, cellular component: membrane; endoplasmic reticulum. The coding region runs from base 1 to 1215 and encodes 404 amino acids.
AUGUGGGGGGUGGAAAUGCACGAUAAAGAAACAUUUCCUACGGACCAGUCAUCAGCUGUCAAGACGGUUCUGAGCCACGAGUCAGACAGAUUCAAGGAUUCUGCGCCAAUCACCGUGUUCCAGAACCUGUCUCGUAGGACUCUCGUGGACUCUUGUCGAGUUGACCAACCCAAUGGACUCGGUGGUGGAGCAAAAACCCUUUCAGAGAGAACAAUCAACUCCACAUUGAUUGUUGUUGUCUCCGUACUCCGACCUCCCGAGUCCCAACCUCCCAUCCCGUCCGCCCCCGAGACAGACUUCUCCCCGGAGCCUAGAGAGUCAAAAAGCAAAACACAAAAGCACAAGAAUGAAAAUGGCGGACACAACAUCCUCCAGCUCCCACCCCACCCCCGGAGACCCAACAUCUCCUGGCCGCUCGAGCGCAACGCUCACAGCACCUCAUCCGAAUGGCAUCCAUCCUUCCCCAACCAGCGCCGAACCAGCAACGCCUCCGACUCCGACACAAGCUCCGCCUCGGCCGCGCCCGCCCUGGACCGAUCCAACCUCCCCGACGGUGACAAAUCGCUGUCUGGCAUCUCUCUGCGCGCCUUCGUGCUCGGAAUCACCCUCGGCGGCACCGCCGUCGUCACAAUCCUCCUCAGCACGCUAUACCCGACCCCCUUCUGGCGCGUCCCGUUCUUCCUCGCCGCCCUGAGUCUCUUCCACUUCCUCGAGUACUACGUCACGGCACGGUACAACACCCGCUAUGCCUCGGUCUCUGCGUUCCUGCUCACCUCCAACGGAUGGGCGUAUAACGUGGCGCACGGAUCGGCCGUGGUCGAGUGCAUCAUAGCGCACUACUUCUGGCCGCAGCCCAGCCGUGUGGCGCGGGCGCUGACAUUUACGGAACCGAUGGCGGGGAUCUCUGUGUCGCUGUUACUCGUGGCGGGACUCGCGCUGGUCGCGGGGUCUCAGCAUCAGGAGGGCCAUGUGUUGGUGAAAUCGGGGCUGUACGGGUAUCUGCGACACCCGAGUUACUUUGGUUUCUUUUGGUGGGGACUGGGGACGCAAUUGGUCUUGGGCAAUGUGGUCUGUUUUGCGGGCUAUACCCUGGUGCUGUGGAAGUUUUUCUCGUCUCGGAUCAAGCGGGAGGAAAGCUUCUUGAUUCAAUUCUUCGGCACAGAGUAUCUUCAGUAUCGACAGGAUACCCCGGUGGGUAUUCCAUUCAUUCGCUAA